UUUCCAGCGAAGAAGAGAACUCAUUUGGCUGCUGAUCUCCGACCGCCGCCGCUUGCCGCCGUCCUACCAAAGCUAACCGCGUUCUUCACUAUAUCCCGGAAAAUGCAAGCUUGCAUUACAAAGCCGAGUCAUCUCCCUGCACCAUGCGGAGCUCCGAUUUCAAUGGCGUCCCCACAGCUCCAGCCCCGGAGACCACGCCAAUCCCAAAUCGCAUUUCCAAGGCUGAAAUUUACGAAUUUCCAAGUUCAAUCGCACCUGGCGAAGCCAAUUGCAACGAUUUUACCCGCGAUUUUUCCGGCUCCGAACUGCAGGUUGAAGCCUCUCCGCUGCGGAAAUUCGUCGAACGCCUUGACUGCAGAAAAGAAGAGCUGGAUCGAAACUGUUGGAGAAGCUAUUUCCACUGCUUUCCCUGUGUGGGUGGCGCUAGGAUGCUUGCUUGGCCUCGUGAAGCCGAGCUCGUACGAUUGGGUCCAGCCGAAGUGGACUGUUUUGGGCAUCACUCUCACGAUGCUCGGAAUGGGCAUGACGUUGACGUUCGAUGAUCUUCGCGGCGCCUUCGCCAUGCCCAAGGAGUUGUUCAGCGGUUUCGUUCUGCAGUAUUCGGUGAUGCCAUUGUCUGGAUAUUUUGUGAGCAGGCUCUUGAAUUUGCCGUCCCACUAUGCAGCCGGCUUGAUCUUGGUGGGAUGCUGCCCCGGAGGGACGGCCAGUAACAUCGUGACAUACAUUGCACGUGGAAAUGUGGCUCUUUCAGUGUUGAUGACUGCUGCAAGUACCAUCGCUGCUGUGUUUAUGACCCCUUUUCUCACAGCAAAGCUUGCUGGGCAAUUCGUUGCGGUUGAUGCAAUCGGCCUCUUCAUGUCAACUUUACAGGUUGUGCUUCUUCCUGUUUUAGCCGGUGCAUUUUUGAACCAGUACUUCCAAGGUCUUGUCAAAAUUGUCGCGCCAAUAAUGCCACCUACUGCGGUGGCAAUCGUUGCAGUUCUUUGUGGAAAUGCAAUUGCUCAGAGCUCCUCUUCGAUCCUCAUGUCCGGUCAUCAGGUGGUUCUUGCAGUUGCUCUUCUUCACGCAUCUGGUUUCUUCUUCGGCUAUGUACUUGCAAGAAUGCUCGGGAUUGAUGUGUCCUCUUCCAGAACAAUAUCUAUUGAAGUUGGUAUGCAGAACUCGGUGCUUGGUGUUGUCCUGGCGACACAGCACUUUGGGAAUCCAUUGACGGCAGUGCCGUGUGCGGUUUCGAGUGUAUGCCACUCGAUCUUUGGGAGCACCUUGGCCGGAUUCUGGAGGCGGAGCAUCAUCCCUGGCGAAACCACCGGAAAUAUAUCGCCGGAGCAUAAGGAAGACUGACCAGCAACAGCAAUCCCCUGCCUAAAAGUGUCUCGGUGGUAACUUGGUUUCUCCCCUUCUUGUGUGUUGUUUUUUGUCUAAAGAUUUUUUUACAUCAUUGUAGUGUGUGUGUUGCCUGAAAAUUUUAAUUUUCUGGAAGAAUCAAAUUAGAUGGUUGGGUUUACAAUUAGGUUACAAAUAAACACGGCCGUGUUCAAUUACAAAUAAAUAUGGCGUGUGCUUAGAACACUGGUAAGGUGUGCUUGGCCACGUCAACAAUUAUCCAACA
Molecule: messenger RNA, 1609 nt
Organism: Andrographis paniculata
Lineage: Eukaryota; Viridiplantae; Streptophyta; Magnoliopsida; Lamiales; Acanthaceae
Product: probable sodium/metabolite cotransporter BASS1, chloroplastic
Exons: 7
Coding region: 103-1341 (412 amino acids)
Cellular component (GO): membrane
Source: RefSeq, a predicted model, not a curated record